GUGUGUGUGUGUGUGGCUGGGCUGCCCGGGGCGGCAGCAUUAGCCUCUGCCACCUCCGGCGCGCGGGGGACGAACCCUUGAGGAGACGUGCUCGGACUCCGUCGGGCCGCUUUUGCUUCGCCUCUCCCGCCGCCGCUUGGGGCAACCCAGCCGUAGAAGUUGGGUGCUCGGGACUGAGAGGCGCUCCCCUCCCCCGGCAAACUCCCGAAAGGGGCGGCUGAGGGUUUCGCCACCGAUUCGGGGCUUCGCUCGGUGAAUGCGGGAGCGACGGGGAAGCGGCGCCCACCCCGCGUGCCAACGCUGCCUCCUGGGACUGGCCUCGGGAAGGGAGACGCGGCCCCCCUUCGUUGAGGAGCGAAACUUUUCGGCGAGAGGGGAGGAGCGCCUCGGCCGCAGCCAUUUGCAAGAGCUCUCUUCCCCCCGCCGCCGCCGCCGCCGCCGCGCCUUGUUAAAUGUGUGUAAACUAUGAACGCGGGGAAGGACUCGCGCCUCUGCGUGGAGGUGCUCAAAGAUCGUCUUUAUUUUGCCAUUCUCUUCCAUAAACCAAAGAAUGGUAGUCCAAGCACACACUAUUUCUGCAUAGAUGAUGAAUUGGUAUAUGAGAACUUCUAUGCAGAUUUUGGCCCACUCAAUUUGGCAAUGAUUUACCGAUAUUGUUGCAAGCUCAAUAAAAAAUUAAAGUCCUUUACCAUGUUAAGGAAGAAGAUUGUUCAUUAUUCUGGCUUUGAUCAGAAAAAGCAAGCCAAUGCAGCCUUCCUCAUAGGCUGUUAUUGUAUCCUAUAUCUGAAAGAAUCUCCAGAAACCAUAUAUAGGCACUUAUUAUCUGGAAAUGUUUCAUAUCUUCCUUUCAGGGAUGCUGCCUUUGGUACCUGCAGUUUUCACCUAACACUGCUUGACUGUUUUCAUGCAGUAAAUAAGGCUUUGCAGUAUGGCUUCCUCGAUUUCAAUACAUUUGAUGCAGAGGAAUAUGAGCAUUAUGAGAGGGCAGAAAAUGGGGACUUUAACUGGAUAAUACCAAAAAAAUUCCUUGCCUUUAGUGGACCUCAUUCAAAAAGCAGAAUUGAAAAUGGUUAUCCACAUCAUGCUCCUGAGGCUUAUUUUCCCUACUUCAGAAAACAUAAUAUCUCCACUGUAAUUCGCUUGAAUAAGAGAAUGUAUGAUGCAAGGCGAUUUAGAGAUGCCGGCUUUGAACAUUAUGAUCUGUUCUUUGCUGAUGGAAGUAUACCUAGUGAUACCAUUGUCAAAACAUUCUUAAAUAUUUGUGAAAAUUCUGAGGGUGCUAUAGCAGUUCACUGCAAAGCUGGACUUGGCCGAACCGGCACACUUAUAGCCUGUUACAUUAUGAAGCAUUACAGAAUGACUGCAGCUGAAGCUAUUGCUUGGAUUAGGAUUUGCAGACCUGGCUCUGUGAUUGGAUCACAGCAGCACUUCUUGUUAGAAAAACAGUCAGAACUUUGGUUGGAGGGUGAUAUUUUUCGUGCAAAGCUAAGGAAGACGCAGAAAGUUGCUGUUACAAAAAUCCUUUCGGGAGUAGAUGACAUUUCAAUUAAUGAUUCCAAAAAUCAGAAUGUCAACAGAAAAGAUUCAGAACCGUACAGUGAUGAAGAAGAAACACACACAGUUACGCAAGGAGAUAAACUUCGUGCUCUGAAAAGUAAAAGGCAGGCAAAAGCAAACUUAGUCCCACUAACAGUAAUUCUGCAGUCCAGUGUUCAGAAAAGUAAACAGUCUGGACCUAGCAUUUCUGACAAUGCAGGCCUUAAUAAACGAACUACCAGGUCUACUGCAAGAAAAAGCACUUUCAAAAGUCUGAUGCCUCAGAGAGAAAGAAGGAAAAGGGAUGCUUUACAACAGAUACGCUUAUGUGCUCCUAUACCAAGAACCAGAACUGUGUUGCGUUAAACUAUCAGAAUUGAAGAAGAUGGAUGAUAAGAAGACAUAUCUGUCAAUUAAACAGACAUUCCUGGCAAUUUAAAAAAAAAA
Pogona vitticeps (central bearded dragon) is the source of this 1983-nucleotide messenger RNA. RefSeq names its product cell division cycle 14B (gene CDC14B). Lineage: Eukaryota; Metazoa; Chordata; Lepidosauria; Squamata; Agamidae. The record is from RefSeq and is a predicted model, not a curated record. Gene Ontology annotation, biological process: protein dephosphorylation.